CGGAAGUUGAAAAUGAACGGGUAAAAAUAAUUGGCCAAAGUGAAACUCUUAUUGUGACAAAAUAUCCAUGUUUCCUAGCUCUCACAAACCUGCUUCCUUGAUGCCUCGAGUUGCAACUUGGGUCGUCAAUAUACUAACAGUAUAUAAAUACUCGCAACUGCGCUAUAGUUUUCCCAAAUUCUUGCAAUAUUUCAUUAGUACUAUUCCAAGUCUCUAAUCAAAUUUAUCAUCCUGUCUUUCUUGUUUUGAAAGAGGCGGUAUCAGUUUUUGGGAGUUCUCUGCUCAGGAUCUUACUCCCACCAUUUCAAUGGAGACCUCUGGAGCUACAACUUUCGUUCUCAAAGAAUCAUCAUCAGUUCCUCAACACCCACAAACGGGAGCCCAACUCCCGCCGUCAUCAAAACCGUUUAAUCCCUGGAAAAUAACAUUAGCUGGAGUAUUAUUAAUUAUGGGUAACAGGCUAAUUUUGCACUAUACAGUCGUGACUCCAUUAGUCCUCCAUUUAAUUUGUGCAUCAUGGUUCUACCUCAACAUUGGGAGCGAUUCAUGCCCAGAAAGGAAAGAAAAAAAAACAAAGAAAAAUCAAACUCGCAACGAGCAUGACUAUGAGUGGAAAAAAUAUGAAAAAAGGUUCACCUGCGAUGGAUGCAAGGAGGACGGUUAUGGACCAAGAUACAGACAUAAAAAUUCUGACUAUGAGUUACAUAAGGAAUGCCAUACCAAGUCUUCAGAACUCAAAAUUUUCCAUGAAUUUCUCAAAGAACGCAGUACUCUCAAAUUCUACAAAAAACAGAAGCAACCAAGAUGUUGCAUUGCCUGUGGGAGGGACAUAUGUGGCUAUGUCUACUGCGAGAAAGUGAAGGGAUGGAGCUUUCACCCUUGUUGUAGCAAACUCAAACCUGAAUUCACUAAUAACAAAGUGAUAUUCAGACUUCGUGAUAAGGCGUCAUCAAAGUGCAUGUGGUGUAACAAGAAAGGUCAGAAAACCCACGUUUCAGGCUGGUCUUACAUUUCUACUUGUAAGAAGUAUCGCUUUCAUGUAUACUGUAUUCCUGAAAUGAAGCACGAGGCAUGGAAGAAAGGGUAUUCCAUGACAUUAGAGGAGAUGGAUCUAUCACUCCUAGAUGGCCGACGUCGUUCCAAAAAGUAUGGUGGCCGAAAUUUUUUCAAGGAAACAGCAAAGAUAGCUGGCAUACUUUUGGGGGCGGCAGUCGAUCCAUCGGGGAUUAUUGCAGGUGUGGCUCCAAUUGCGGUGGAACUCUUCUCCAACAUAUUUAAUUAGUUAGUAAUCUUAAAAGUUUGGUGUUCUACAUCUUGGAUUGGUCUCUUAAAAUAAUGAUUUGUGUGUUGGUAAUGUAAUCUAUUAAUCCUUUAACCAAAAAAAUGUUAUCUAUUAAUUUGUAUGUAUUAUUGUACUUUCUGCUUUAUUCCAUCUG
This is a messenger RNA of Cornus florida, 1436 nucleotides long. RefSeq lists its product as uncharacterized. NCBI's taxonomy places the organism in Eukaryota, Viridiplantae, Streptophyta, Magnoliopsida, Cornales, Cornaceae. Bases 308 to 1282 code for a protein of 324 amino acids. The transcript has 3 exons. The record is from RefSeq and is a predicted model, not a curated record.